GGAGGCUUGAUAAACUCCGUCACUCCCUCCUCAGUCUCACUUUCUGUCCUGUCCCCCCCACGUCCCAGCAGGCCCUGCACUGCCACGUGUGAGUCGUUGGUGUCGUCGUGUCGUAGCUCGCCCCACAGCGCCCCCCGCCUGCAGUCAUGUGUGACGACGAGGAGAGCACCGCUCUGGUCUGUGAUAACGGCUCCGGUCUCUGCAAGGCCGGGUUCGCCGGGGAUGACGCCCCCAGAGCCGUCUUCCCGUCCAUCGUGGGACGGCCACGCCACCAGGGAGUGAUGGUGGGUAUGGGGCAGAAGGACAGCUACGUUGGGGACGAGGCUCAGAGUAAGAGAGGAAUCCUGACCCUGAAAUAUCCCAUUGAACAUGGAAUCAUCACCAACUGGGACGACAUGGAGAAGAUCUGGCAUCACUCGUUCUACAACGAGCUGCGAGUGGCUCCAGAGGAACAUCCCACCCUCCUGACCGAAGCUCCACUCAACCCCAAAGCUAACAGGGAGAAGAUGACACAGAUAAUGUUCGAGACCUUCAAUGUUCCAGCGAUGUACGUGGCGAUCCAGGCCGUCCUGUCCCUGUACGCCUCAGGACGCACCACAGGUAUCGUGCUGGACUCUGGAGACGGCGUCACCCACAAUGUGCCCAUCUACGAGGGUUAUGCUCUCCCUCACGCCAUCAUGAGGUUGGACUUGGCGGGCCGCGACCUCACCGACUACCUCAUGAAGAUCCUGACGGAGCGCGGCUACAGCUUUGUCACCACAGCGGAGAGAGAGAUUGUGCGGGACAUCAAGGAGAAGCUGUGUUACGUCGCUCUGGACUUUGAGAACGAGAUGGGGACGGCAGCGACCUCGUCCUCACUGGAGAAGAGCUACGAGCUUCCUGACGGACAGGUCAUCACCAUCGGCAACGAGAGGUUCCGCUGCCCCGAGACACUUUUCCAGCCCUCCUUUAUUGGUAUGGAGUCGGCAGGAAUCCACGAGACAACCUACAACAGCAUCAUGAAGUGCGACAUCGACAUCCGUAAAGACCUGUACGCCAACAACGUGCUGUCUGGAGGAACUACCAUGUACCCGGGUAUCGCUGACCGCAUGCAAAAGGAGAUCACCGCCCUUGCCCCAAGCACCAUGAAGAUCAAGAUCAUCGCCCCCCCCGAGAGGAAGUACUCAGUGUGGAUCGGCGGCUCCAUCCUGGCCUCCCUCUCCACCUUCCAGCAGAUGUGGAUCAGCAAGCAGGAGUACGACGAGGCCGGUCCCAGCAUCGUCCACCGCAAGUGCUUCUAAACACGAAGCGUCCACGACCAGAGAAAACAAGACGCUGCUGUCCUCGGGACAAAUGAGACAA
Messenger RNA from Plectropomus leopardus (leopard coralgrouper), 1341 nucleotides. It is a transcript of the gene acta2, whose product is annotated as actin alpha 2, smooth muscle. Lineage: Eukaryota; Metazoa; Chordata; Actinopteri; Perciformes; Serranidae. The record is from RefSeq and is a predicted model, not a curated record.